This is a messenger RNA of Alosa alosa (allis shad), 5726 nucleotides long. Its product is annotated as integrin alpha-6-like. The coding region runs from base 36 to 3194 and encodes 1052 amino acids. Lineage: Eukaryota; Metazoa; Chordata; Actinopteri; Clupeiformes; Clupeidae. Gene Ontology annotation, cellular component: integrin complex; external side of plasma membrane. Gene Ontology annotation, biological process: cell-cell adhesion; integrin-mediated signaling pathway; cell adhesion mediated by integrin. The record is from RefSeq and is a predicted model, not a curated record. Gene Ontology annotation, molecular function: integrin binding. The transcript is spliced from 27 exons.
CUAAGCACAGCACCUGAGCAGUGACCGCUUACACAAUGGCCCCACUGAGCCAGAGCCACAACAUGCUGCCGCUAGUGUCGCUCGCUCUGGGCUUGUGUCAGUUCGUCGGCAUCUCAGCCUUUAACUUGGACACGGAUGGCGCACUGAGGAAAGACGGGGAGGCGGAGAGUCUGUUUGGUUUCUCUCUGGCCAUGCAUCACCAGAAACAAAUGGGGGACCGUAAAGUAUUGCUAGUAGGUGCUCCUCAUGCCAAAGCCUUGGGGAAGCAGAGGGCAAAUGUAACAGGAGGACUGUAUGGCUGUGGUUUCACAACUGAACCCAAUGACUGUCAACGCAUCCAGUUUGACACAACAGAAACUGCGGAGGACCACAAAGAGAACCAGUGGAUGGGAGUGAGAGUUCGGAGCCAGGGCCCUGGGGGAAAGGUUGUGGUGUGUGCCCACCGCUACCAGAGAGGGAAGUCGGAGGAGUCUCGGGUGAUGCCUGGCCGCUGCAUAGUCCUGGAGCAGGACCUGCAGGAGCAAGUAGAGGAGCGAGACCCGUUCUGUGCUGAGGGAGGCCGUCUGGCAAGGCCGGGGGGAAGGACCAAGGAAUUCUUUGGCUACUGCCAACAGGGAGUCUCUCCUGCCUUCACCAGUGACAAGAAGCACAUCCUAUAUGGAGCCCCAGGGGGCUACGACUGGAAGGGUAUCGUGCGUCUAGAGCCGAUAGACUGGGAUGUGGAUUAUCCUAAGUUACUGGAAACCGGGGAUGAGGGAGAGAACAACCCCAUGCUCAUUCCUGUCAACAUCAGCAGUUAUUUAGGAUUCUCCAUAGGCUCCAGCACCAGUCUGACCAAUAAAGGGGAGCUGAUCAUCGUGACUGGAGCCCCCAGAGCUGGACACAGUGGUGAGGUGCUACUGCUCCGGAGUGAAGAUGGAACAAAAGGUCUGGGUCUGGCACACCGUCUCACUGAGCCUGGGCUGGCCUCGUCCUUUGGCUAUGACCUCGCAGUGGUGGACCUCAACGCAGAUGGGUGGGAUGACCUGGUGGUGGGCGCUCCCCAGUACUUUAAAAAAGAUGGAGAUGUGGGAGGUGCCGUCUACGUCUACAUCAAUCGAGCCGGAGGCAGAGACUGGAACAAUCUUAAGCCUGUCCAUCUCCACGGAAAAAAGGACUCCAUGUUCGGGCUGGCAGUUCGAAGCAUCGGUGAUGUCAAUCAAGACAGAUUCCAAGAUAUUGCAAUAGGAGCACCGUAUGAGGGACCCGGACAUGUCUACAUUUACCAUGGCUCUGCGGAGGGCAUUCUAAAGAAACCCGCACAGAUAAUAAAAGGCGAAGGUGGUGUAAAGUUAUUUGGAUAUUCCUUAGCGGGGAACAUGGACGUAGAUGAGAAUGGAUAUCCAGAUGUAGCUGUGGGGACUCUCUCAGAUUCUGUAUUUGUUUACAGGGCAAAACCAGUCAUAAAUAUUGAGCAGACCUUGAUGAUAACCCCUGAUAAAAUCGAUGUAAAAAAUUACAAUUGUGAUCUGCGUCAAUGCUCAAUUACUGUCCAGUCCUGUUUUAGUUUCACCACACAUCCAGCCACCUACAAGCCAGACAUAAAUAUCCGCUACAUGCUGGAAAUAGACCGUCAGAGGAGGGAGUGGAAUCUGCCAUCUCGGGUCGCCUUCAAAGAUCCAUCCCAAGCAGAGGGCACUCUUAGGCUCCGGGGUCCAAAUAAGGAGUGUGUAAGCACAGAGCUCCGACUAAAGACGGACAUCCAGGACAAGGUGAGGGCGAUCCCCAUUAGUGUGUCUUCAUCCCUCCUGGGUGCCAUGUCCAGCCACCAGUCAGCACUCAGUUCACUGCCUGAGCUGAAACCUGUCACCUCACCACAGAACAAACGCACAGCUGAGUUCAAAUUUGUGAAUCUUGGAUGUGGGAACGACAACAUCUGUAGAAGUAACCUUGAUCUACAGUAUCAAUUUGUAUCCAGAAAUAAAGAUACAGACCUCUUCACGCCAUUGAGAAGUGAGAAUGGCACAGCAGUGAUUUCUGCCAGUGACAAAAAGAUUGAUCUGAAGAUAACGGUGACAAAUAAAGGAGGAGAGAACGCCUACGACACUCAGCUGGUUGCCACCAUCCCAGGCCCAAUCUUUUACAUGUCCUACUUUUCCAAGGAGAAAUCUGUGUACUGCACUGCUAAUGCCAAUGGCACCCUGGUGACAUGUCGCUUAGGAGACCCUUUACCCAGAGAUGGAGAGGUUGAUUUGUACAUUACACUGACUACAAUGAAUAUCACCUUGAGCACUUCAGAUGUCAAUGUUACCCUUCAACUGCAAACGACCAGUUCUCAGAAUAUAUCAGCAGUGGCCACCAGAGGCAGAAUCAUCUUUGAUCUUAACCUGCUGGUGUAUAGUCAUGUAAGCCCAUCCCAGGUGUCAGUAGAUGGAGGGAAGGCGAAAGUGGACAGUGAAAUGACAUCAGAGCAAGACAUUGGUAGUCUGGUCGAAUACAACUUUACGAUCAGCAAUCUGGGACUACCUCUGACAUCAUUAGCCACAGUGUCACUGGACAUCCAUUGGCCCAAACUAAAUAAAAAUGGGAAAUGGCUCCUGUAUUUGGUGCAGAUCGAGGGGAAAGAUGGUCAAAAAAUGUCCUGCUCUCCCACACAGGAAAUCAGUCCUCUCCAACACAUCAAGGCUCAAGGCACGUCCAGAGGCAAGCGACAGGCUGAGGAGUCGGAUCUGGAGGCCCUGAGCACUGACGGAAUAUUAUCCAUAUUUGGAAGAAAAAGGAAAUACAAAACAAUGGUUUGUGGUGGAGAAGCACAAUGCGUCACUAUAAAGUGUCCCCUACUUGGCCUGGAAGAUAAAGCAGUGGUCCAUCUCAGAUCUCGUUUGUGGAACAGCACAGUUCUUGAGGAGUAUGAGUCCUUGAACUACCUGGACAUUGUGUUCAAUGCCUCGCUCAGCAUCCAUUCAGCUCCAAAAAAUAUCGGCCUCAGGAGCCCCCCUACUCAGGUGAAGCUGACGGUGUUCCCUGAGCGGAAGUCGUUGCUGCACCGCAGGGUGCCCUGGUGGGUGAUCGUGUUAUCCCUCCUGCUGGCCCUGGUCCUAUUGGCUCUCCUGGGCUUCCUGCUGUGGAAGCGUGGCUGCUUCAGUCGUCCGAUGUGUGGCAGAAACAAGAGAGAAUAUCACGUUGUCUCAGAACAUCCCUCUAGAAAGCACUGAAUGCAUUACGACGGUCACCAUUGGCUUUACUUACAGCUUUACUUGAGCACAGGUUGUGUUCAAAUCGUAGCACCUUCUAGAUGUAUGGGAAUGGCCUUGUUACACACUGGGAGCUGGCUAGCAGUCCUGACCAGAGAGACAAAUCUGUGGUUCUACAGUACAAAGACUUCUGAGUUGAUACCUGUUUCAACAUUACAUACUUUUUCUAUGCAUUUUUUUGUAUUUUUUAAGUUUCCUGAUUGCUUUCCUACAAAAAAAAAAAAAAAACAUUUAUAGAUCAAACAAACAUUUUAUUCAUUGGUUUCACAUACACAACGUGUUCCUGACAGUUAGGAAUACGGAUUAAAAACAUUUACAUCACAGUGGAACAUUCAAACUAAAGGUCAUGUUGACUUGUGCCAUCACUGUACAAUUACCUAACAAUGGUAUCAAUGAUUGUAUCAUGGAGUUUACAAAUUGGUCAUUUUGAUUGGACCAAACUCUUUUCAACUUGUGCUUCCCUCAAAACGACAAUUGUGUAUGUGGUUUUUUUUUUAUUUAGUUAUCAUUUCUAAAGUGGUAUGGACAUUAUGGACUACGUCACAUAAAGAGUACCAGAACAAUCUACUGUACAUUGGUGUAGUCACCUUACUGUAUGAGUUUUGUUUUGUGGUAUUGUCAUAUGCAAUAGGCAGAAACAGCCCAGCUCAAGGAUUGAACAGUUGACUUAGUAUUACUACACCACCAAACUAAUGUAAUGACAGACAGACAGACAGACACACACGCACGCACACAUGCGCGUGCACACACACCAUCCAUAGCACACAAAUAAUGAAAUGCAAACAUUAGUAAAAAUAAGGUGUGUGCUUCAACAUUCAGAAGGCUUUUGUUUUUCUUCUCCCUUUGCUUCCAUUUGUUUCACAUCUAACUUGUUUAAUCCUUUCAUUCACACUUCACGUGUUCUGUUUGUACAUUUCCUCUCCUCCCACUCUCCCCCAAGGCCAAUACACAGUCCAUCUGUAUGUUUCCCUCUCUCUCUCCGUCUCCAUCUGUUUUGCCAUCACAAACAAACACGGUUUCUUUUUUCAUUUGUCUUUCAUCACUGGACUAUUUAUCAGUGGAACCCAUGCACUGUGCAUCCUUCCACAGGACUAAGGUCUUCUUUCCCAUUUUCUGUCAUUUCAUCAAGGUCAUCUUGCCUUUUUCACUCAGACAGAAAGCCCUACAGUCUUGACAAUGCUGCCAUUCAACACAAAAACCUUUCAUCAGACCAGCAGCGAUUCCAUUAAAAAAAAAGAAAAAACCUACAGUAUAUCAUUAAACUAAGAGUACCAAAAUGGACCUCGCUUCACUCCAAGUUAAAAAGGUAAAAGUAAAUCCAAUAAACUGGACUCCUCUAAAAAAAAAAGGCUACACAUUUAUGGAAUAACAAGUAAACUGAAUUCACACUCCUCUGGUUUCAACAUUCAGCAGUUACAUCUGCAAAUUUAACAUUCAUAAGUACUUUAAAAUAAAUAAUAAAUAAAUACAUAAAUAAAGGCAUACACUAAACAUGUAGCCUAGACCCAAACAUUAGAAACCCUUACAAAUCUAUCACAAUAAGACACCAAUAAGAAUACCUGUGCCAUGCUGGCGAACAAUGCCAGGAUUUCAUGGAUGCUUACUUCCAAGGAGACUUUGUGCACAUCCCAGGUGCUGAACAAAAAAAGGUCAAGGAUUUCAUGGAUGCCCUCAGCACUGCUCAGGGCCACUGUGUGCACAGGGGAGAAUCACAUAUCUAAAUUCCCAUCACCAGUCUGAAAAAUAGACAUGGGAUGCACUUGUCAUUGUUAAAAAAUGUUUUGUUCUAUGUGUAUGGUCUCCUGAAUUUCACACACUCUUAGUUUCCUAAUGGUGAACAUGGCAUUUUGUAAUUUACAGAGUCUGACUGUUUUUGUGUUUUGUUUUGAUAUAUGAAAAACUGCUCAUUGUGAGUGAUGCACAACACAUCAUUUGUAACGUCAGUACUCUCAUUGAUUUAUGAGAAAGGUGCUUGGUUUAGAUCAGGUAGAAAGGACAACCCCGACCCAUUGAUUCAACUAAAGAGAUUGUUACAUUAAAAAGAUGCUAUGUAGCUCAGUGAUUUACAAACUGCAUAGAGUUCAAAAGUAAGACUAACAUGAUGCGGUUGGACUGCUAAUUCUGAGUUUGCUAAUUCUCAAUGAUGGUUCAAUAAUUGUUAUUUAAAAAUGAUUAACGCUUACCUUGCUGAUAAUAUGUAAACUGUCUCCAUUUUGUUUGUGGAGUGUGUGUACGUGGAUAUUUACACAAACUGAAAUCCUGACUUUUUUAUGAAUAAUGACUAGGAGAGAUACUGCUUGAGAGUUUUCAUAUUUGAAAUGAUUAAACCAUUAGCUGCCCAAGUUUACAGUCACCUCUGAUGUUAGUGGGAUUAUUUAACCUCGACCUUCACCUCAUUUGUGCUAUUGUUGUAUCUUAAUAAUAUUAGGGUGAUAUUUCUGAUUGGGAAUUUUUGCAAUACCUAUUAAAAAAUCAGCUGGUGGUUCACUGAGA